CAUGCAGGAAGAGUUGAAUACACAAGCUGUUAUCCUAGAAACACUUAACACAACCCUCUACCAAACCCAGAUGGAACUUCAGAGAGAGAAAGCUACAGUGGGAAAUCUAGAGAAAAUGUUCCAGAUCAAGCUUGCCGAAGCUGAAGAAAAGUUUAAAUAUACCAUACAGCUUCUGACAGAAGAAAACAUUCAUCUAAGGCAAAAAAUAAUUGCCAAGAAUGAAGAAAUUUAUGAAGAACGAUCUGGAAGGUCAACCUCUAUCUAUGAGGAUGAUUCUGACACUUUAAAAGAUGACAGCAAUGAAAAACAAGAAUUAUGAGUAGAAAAGUUGUUCUCCAGUACAAAAGAUGAUAGGAACACCAUCUCUGUAGGCUUAGAGAACUCUUGUGAGGUUUUCUUGAGAAAUGUGUAUUAUGAGUUUAGUUCCUUGGUUGCCUUGGUUCUACUUUUGCCUUUUCACAAUUUGCUUUCUUCUAAGUGGUUGGGAAAGUUUGAAUUCCCGUCUCAAUUAUACAGAUUUUUCAAGACUCUUCAUUGAAAGGUGGUGUUCAAUAUAUGUGAAUCUGAGCUUUCUUGGGCACUGUACUAUUUCCUCUUCCAUGUUUAUGUAUUUCAUUAUGAAAACACUGAUCUGAAGAACUUCUCCCUAUUAAAUGUUGACUAUAUUUUGAAGUUUAGCUUUUGUCCCCCUGGGGCUUUUAGCUAGCAAGAACGAUAUUGAUUCGAUUCCAAAACCCUUUUCUCUUAUGUGCGUCCCCACUGCUUCACUUCUCAAUCAUCUUCCCUGUAACUAUGAUUUGGGCAAAGUUUCUGAUGAUUCUUGCCACCUUCUCUAAAUAAUCACCAGAAUUCAAAUCCCCACCGGGCAGGCAACAUAAAUAAGUGAAGUGGAUGGAACAGAAGGAAAAAUAAUCACACAAACAAGCACGGUGAUAAAUGGUAAUUGGCAGCAGCCUAAAUGUAGGAGACUGAGCGGGGUGGUAUGGGACUGGGUGAACCCAUUCCAGGCUGCCACACGAGAGCAUGGGACCGAUGAGGUCAGAUACUCCGAUUUGUCAAAAGAAAGGAUUGUGGCUUUUAUAUGACCUGUCCCAAUUUUUAAAUAUGGGCAAAAAAUUUUUUAAGAAAUACAACUGUGUGAGCCAACAUUGGGAGCCUAGAGUGAAACACACCUGUGAUCCAAAUGCUUUCCACCUGUGAGAUGCCAAUGGCAAACAACAGAGACAAAACGAACAAACAAAACAAUCUCCAACCAACAGUAAGUUAAAAUUCUAUUUUAUUCUGUUAAAAAUAUUAUUGAAAAAAAUUAUUGAAAAAAUAUUUUUUUAAAAAUGAAUAUUUAAAAAAAACUUCAUAUAGAUUUAGAAUAAAGAAAGGGCAAAGGCAUGAAGGAAGCACAGUAUCAUUAGCAAAAAAAGCAAAUCGGUUAUUGACUGAUAGAGAAGCAUAUAUAUAUAUAUAUAUAUAUAUAUAUACUGUAAGAGCAAUAAGAGAAAAGGCUGUUAAAAGCUUUUAACAUAAGAAAUAGCAUUUUCAAACAUAUAUAUUUUUUUUUGUUUGUUUUUUUAAAGAUUUUAUUUAUUUAUUUGACAGAGAUAGAGACAGCCAGCGAGAGAGGAAA
This is a messenger RNA of Ailuropoda melanoleuca (giant panda), 1621 nucleotides long. Its product is annotated as flagellum-associated coiled-coil domain-containing protein 1-like. The transcript has 3 exons. Gene Ontology annotation, cellular component: cytoplasm. Lineage: Eukaryota; Metazoa; Chordata; Mammalia; Carnivora; Ursidae. The coding region runs from base 2 to 319 and encodes 105 amino acids. The record is from RefSeq and is a predicted model, not a curated record.